Molecule: messenger RNA, 3898 nt
Organism: Nilaparvata lugens (brown planthopper)
Lineage: Eukaryota; Metazoa; Arthropoda; Insecta; Hemiptera; Delphacidae
Gene: Mcm3
Product: zygotic DNA replication licensing factor mcm3
Exons: 16
Coding region: 422-2893 (823 amino acids)
Biological process (GO): DNA replication; mitotic DNA replication initiation; double-strand break repair via break-induced replication
Cellular component (GO): nucleus; MCM complex
Molecular function (GO): single-stranded DNA helicase activity; ATP binding; ATP hydrolysis activity
Source: RefSeq, a predicted model, not a curated record
GGUCAAACUAUGACACCCCAUUUUGACAUUGUAUAUAAACAUGAAUCAUAAAUAUUAUUAUUUAUACUUUAUAAUGGAAUGAAUCUAAAAAGGAUUAUUUUAUUGGGGUUAUCAGUAUUUAUUCAUUUUUUAUUCUCUAUUAUAUUAACAAAACUCCAACAAGGCAAUUUUAGGAAGUGAUUACUGGUCAACCUGUAUAUUGCGCACGGAUUUUGGCGGGAGUGCUUCUUUCUUUGUUAUAAAUUUCAUUUUGUAGGUUAGAUUGCCGUUUUCAUAAUUGAGUGAAACAAGAACUUGAUAAAGGAUUAGUGAAAUAGCUUGUGUAAAAAUAGUAGUGAAAAAUAUUAACUUUAUCCUCAACUCAACACUUAUUCUGAAUCUAUAUAUUUUCUGGUGCCAAUAUUGAAGAAUACUAAUAAUAAUGGAUGACGAACUUGAUCAGAAAUUGAGGGAAUACCAGAACGAGUACCUACAGUUUCUGGAUGAUGAAGAAGACCAAGGAAUAUAUCACAAAAAAGUGAAGCAGAUGAUUGAGAACAAUAGAAUCCGACUGACAGUGAAUGUGAAUGAUCUGAGGAAAAAGAAUCCUCAACGCGCUAACAACUUACUGAACAAUACAUUUGAAGAACAACUAGCUUUUCAAAGAGCACUGAAAGACUAUAUUGGAAGUGUUGAUCCUGAUUAUGCAUCCAGCAAUGAAGAAUUCUUUUUCGCUUUUGAGGGGAGCUUCGGAAAUAAACAUGUGACGCCACGUACACUUGUGUCCAGAUAUCUGGGCAACCUUGUCUGUGUUGAAGGAAUUGUCACAAAAUGUUCUCUGAUAAGGCCCAAGAUUGUUCGCAGUGUUCAUUACUGCCCUGCAACGAAAAAAAUCAUGGAAAGGCGUUACACAGAUCUGACUUCAUUGGAAGCGUAUCCGAGUAGUGCAGUCUAUCCCACGAAGGAUGACGAUGGAAACAUGUUGGAGACAGAGUAUGGUCUGUCCUCUUACAAGGAUCAUCAAACCAUAUCUAUUCAAGAGAUGCCCGAGAAAGCUCCAGCAGGACAAUUGCCAAGAUCUGUCGAUAUAGUUGUUGAUAACGACCUUGUCGAUUUAUGCAAACCUGGUGAUCGUGUUCAAAUUGUUGGAAAUUAUCGGUGUCUCCCAGGAAAGCAAGGAAGUUUUACAACUGGUGCCUUCAGGACGGUGCUGAUUGCUAACAACGUGUCGCAGAUGAGCAAAGACGCGAGCAUAUUUGUGACAAGGGAUGACCUGAAGAAAUGUCGCGCAUUGUCAAGGCAGCCAAACAUCUUUGAGCGACUGUCGCGCUCUCUGGCGCCCUCCAUUCAAGGCCACGAGUACAUCAAGAAGGCCAUCCUUUGCCUGCUGUUGGGUGGUGUCGAAAAAGUGCUUCCAAACGGUACAAGACUCAGAGGGGACAUCAACGUGCUGCUGAUUGGGGACCCGAGCGUGGCCAAGUCGCAACUGCUGCGUUACGUGUUGUGCACUGCGGUGCGGGCGGUCACCACGACGGGGCGGGGCAGCAGCGGUGUCGGACUCACGGCCGCCGUCACCACCGACCAGGAGACUGGCGAACGCAGACUGGAGGCAGGUGCUAUGGUGCUGGCCGACAGAGGUGUGGUGUGCAUCGACGAGUUCGACAAGAUGUCGGACUUGGACAGGACGGCCAUCCACGAGGUGAUGGAGCAGGGGAGGGUCACCAUCGCCAAGGCCGGCAUUCAGGCGCGGCUCAACGCCAGGUGCUCUGUGCUGGCUGCUGCCAACCCGGUCUACGGAAAGUAUGACCAAUACAAAGCACCCAUGGAAAAUAUUGGCUUGCAAGAUUCGUUGUUAUCACGUUUCGAUCUGCUAUUUGUGAUGCUUGAUCUUGUCGAUAAGGACAAUGAUAAGAUUAUUUCUGACCAUGUGGUGCGAAUGCAUCGAUUCAGAAAUCCAAGGGAACAAGAUGGCGAAGUCCUCCCCAUGGGCUCAGAUGUUGAUGUUCUUAGUACACUUCAUGCAGAUAAAACUGCAGAAGAACUAGAAACGAGAAUUUUUGAAAAGUAUGACCCAUUGCUCCAUGGCGCAUCACGGAAAAAGACGGAUCGUAUAUUUAGUAUGCAGUUUAUGAGAAAGUACAUAAACAUAGCAAAGGUUUUGAAGCCAGUGCUAACAGAAGAAGCAUCCGAAGUGAUUUCAGAAGAAUACUCGCGUCUGCGGUCACUUGAUUUAUUGGAAACUGAUGUAGCCAGAACUCAGCCAGUGACAGUGCGUACCCUUGAAACGCUGAUUCGGUUGUCGACUGCUCACGCCAAGGCUCGCUUGUCGAGAACGGUUGAGAAGGAGGAUGCCGAUGUUGCCAUUCAACUCAUUCAGUUCGCCUACUUCAAAAGGGUGUUGGAGAAAGAGAAACGCAAGAGGAGGAGAGCAGAUGACAGUGAUGAGGAGGAGGAUGGUAAUGAAGAAGAAAUGCAAGAGGAUGAAGAUGAAGAAGCUGAAGAGUCGAGCCAGCGUGCCAAACGCUCCAGAACCUCUAGAUCACAGGAGGCUGAAGCAUCGACCGCCGAGCAAGGAGACGAAGUAUUUGAAAUAGACUCGGGUUCAGCGGCUGCUGAUACUCCAGGAUUGGUGCGGGUUAGAGCCUCAGAGGAGGCUGAGGAACCGUUCAAGGUCCUCGCCCAACCCACUGACAUCUCUACAGAAAGAUACAACUCGUUCAAGUCGAGCAUCUGCAACUUAUUUAGAUCGGAGCGGUCGGAGACUCUGCGCUACCAGCGAGCCAUGACUCUGAUGAAUGAGCAGCAGCAACACCAGCAGCGUCCCUUCACUGAGGGAGAAGCGGCUGCAGCCGUCCAGCAGAUGAGCGACGCCAACCAAGUCAUGUACGCCGACGGCAUGCUCUUCCUCAUCUAAUCCUCAUUUUAUAAUUUGCUAUUAAUGCUAAACAUCGACAAUAUUCAAUCAUUUGUCAUUGUACCUUUAAAAAAUCGACAAUAUUAAUUUGAUCUUUUGUCAUUGUAAAUUGAAAAUAAGCGACAAUAUUUGAUCAUUUGUCACUGUAACCUGAUAAUAAUCGGCAAUAUUCAAUCAUUUUUCAUUGUAACUUGAUUAUAUUUCUACUCCCUGAUGAAUAAUAAAAAUGAAGACUAUGUAAUAAUUUCCAACAACUAAAGUUAUCUAUUUUAUUCGUAUACAUAUGAGUGAUGUACAAACAGUACAAACAACAUGGUGUAAUGUGUGACUGUUUAUUUACUCUUCCUCAUCUAAUUGCUUUCUUAUCCUCACUUUAUCAUGGUUAUCAUUUUGAUUAAUGCUAAUAAUCGACAAUAUUCAAUCAUUUGUCAGUGUAACUUGAUUAUAUUUUUACUCCCUGAUGAAUAAUAUGAACACUAUACAAUAAUUUCCAACAAGUAAAGAUAUCUAUUUCAUCCGUAUAUGAGUAAUGUACAACAGUAAAAACAACAUGUUGUAAUGUGUAGCUGUAGACUUACAGAUUAUUGUUCUCUUCUUAGAAUGCUACAAAUAAGUAUUUUACUAUGUACCACAAGUAAAUAUUAUUUCUAGAUAAAGAAUGAAUUUCAUUGUUCUCAUAUAUUUAUACUGUUCAGAUGAGUGACGCAAACCAAGUCAUGUAUGCGGAUGGCCUUCUAUUCCACAUUAAUUCUAUUCAAAUCCUCACUUAAUGAUGGCUAUGCUUUGUUAUGAAUGCUAAAAAUAGAUAAACUUACUGUACUUUACAGAUCAGUGACGUCAAUCUACUCAUGUACACCAGUGCUCUUAUAUAAUUCAAUACUUGAUCUUAUUGUCAUUUAUUUUUACCUCCUGAUGGUUGUUCUCUAUUAUGAAUGCUAAAGAUAGACGCUAUGUGUUAUAAUUUCUAACAGUGAAAUUUUAUUAAAUUUUUACUACAGUAAGAAA